This is a messenger RNA of Rubroshorea leprosula, 4283 nucleotides long. Lineage: Eukaryota; Viridiplantae; Streptophyta; Magnoliopsida; Malvales; Dipterocarpaceae. The record is from the annotation of a GenBank genome assembly.
ACCGAACAAAGAUAUAUGGGGUUCUUCACAAUGCUCUCUUUACCACUCCGCCUCCUUUUCUUCUUCCUGUGUCUUAAAACUGCGUUCUCAUCCUCUUUACAUGCUUCUUCCUUCUCAACAACACAGCUCUGCCCUCAUGAGGAGGCUUUUGCUUUGCUGCAAUUCAAGACUUCCCUUUCCUUCGAUAAUUCUAAGACUGAGUCUUGGAAGGAAGGUAUAGACUGCUGUUCCUGGGAUGGGGUUAGCUGUGAUAAUGUCACAGGUCAUGUAAUCUCUCUUGAUCUCAGCGGCAGUUUCCUUUCUGGCACCUUUCCUUCCAACAGCACUCUUUUUCUCCUCAAAAACCUGCAGAGCCUCAAUCUUUCCUUCAGUGAUUUUAGGCAUUCCAAGGUUCCACCAGAAAUCAGUCAGUUUACCAAACUAAAGCAUCUUGAUAUCUCUUGUUCUCAGUUUUCGGGCCAAGUUCCAGCAGAAAUUGCUCACCUACCCAAGUUAGUUUCUCUCAAUCUCUCUAAUUGCGGUUAUUUGGCGGUUGCUGACUUGAUCCUUGAAACAACUACCUUGAGAAAUCUUGUUCAGAACUUAAGUGAGGUGAGAGAACUUGUGCUUUAUAAAGUGAACAUGACAUCUGUUAAUCCUCGUUUCUUCAUGAAUCUUUCUUCUUCUUUGACUACUCUUAAUCUUUGUAGGAGUGGGUUAAGAGGAAACUUUCCAAACAAUAUUUUCCACUUUCCAAAUCUCAAGUUUUUUUGUUUAGGUGGAUCUUCUAUAGAGCAAAACCUCACUAUUGAUCUUCCAAGUUCCAAUUGGAGCAGUUCUCUCCAACAUUUGUAUUUAGGUCUUAUGGAUUGCCGAGGGCGAUUGCCAGAGUCUAUAGGAGAUCUAAAGUCAUUACAGUAUCUACGUCUUGACGGUCACUUGGAAGGUUCCAUUCCAACAUCAAUUACAAAGCUCACACAACUUCGCUCACUCCAACUUUCAAGUAAUCACUUUUCUGGUCCCAUUCCAGUUUCCAUAGGGAACUUAUCCCAACUUACUCUUCUAGGCCUCAGACUUAACAUUCUUAGCGGACAAAUCCCAUCAUCACUUGCAAACCUCACACAACUUAGCGUACUUGACCUUUCAGGGAAUCACUUUUCUGGUCCCAUUCCUUUUCAUGCAACUAGGUUUUCCAAACUAAGCACUCUAGACUUAUCUUAUAACUUACUUAAUGGCACGUUGCCACCUUGGAUUUUCACCCUACCUUUGUUAGAGUACUUGUAUCUCAAUCAUAACCAAUUUCAAGGUCAAAUAAAUCAAUUCCAGCAGAAAUCACUCAUACAACUAUUUUUGUCAAACAAUAAACUCCAGGGCUCAAUUCCUAACUCAAUGGCUAAUUUAGUAAAUCUUUAUUCUCUUGAUUUAUCAUCAAAUCAUUUCAUCACUCUUUCAUACAAUAAUCUGUCCUUGAGAAUGAAUGCCCAUGCCAACUUCACAUUACCCAAACUAACUAAUGUUUUAUUGUCUUCUUGUAACUUGAGUGAAUUCCCCAAUUUCUUAAGACAUUCAGAUGGUCUGCGAAGCCUAGUGCUAUCCAAAAGUAGCAUUCCUGGAAAUAUUCCUGAAUGGAUAUGUGAAAUGGAUGAUCUCGAAAUUCUUGACCUUUCUCAUAACAAUUUAAGCGGGAAGAUUCCAAAUUGUCUUCCUAUGUCUCUCUCAGUGUUGAAUUUGCAGGCCAAUUACUUUGAUGGAAUUAUAUCAUUUGGGUUUCCAAAGGGUUGUGGAUUGCGAAAUCUCAACUUACAUGGAAAUCAAAUGGAUGGGCCAUUACCAAGGUCUUUGGUGAAUUGUGACGAGUUAGAGGUUCUAGACGUUGGCAACAACAACAUAGAGGAUACAUUCCCUCAUUGGUUGGAAUCUCUACCAGACCUUCAAGUGCUUGUCUUAAGGUCCAACAAGUUCCACAGUUCUGUGCAGGGCACCAAAGAAAGUCUGUCUUUUCCCAAGUUACGAGUUCUAGACCUCUCCAACAAUGAUUUUCUUGGACCUUUGCCUAUUCGGUACAUGGAAAAUUUUAAAGCGAUGAUGGACUCUCAUGGAGAGGAUGGUUCCCCUGAAUACAUGAUGGUGCCGACGUUAACCGGUUCUUAUCAAUAUUCACUGGUUGUGACAUGGAAGGGAUUCGACUAUGAGCUGCAGGGAAUCUUGACCAUAUUCAGUAGUAUUCAUCUCUCAAAUAACAAGUUUGAGGGAGAAAUUCCCGAUGUUAUUGGAAAGCUUAGUUCUCUCAAAGGGCUUAAUCUUUCUCAUAACAACUUUACUGGUCAUAUCCCACCGUCACUAGGGAAUCUGAUGAAUCUGGAAUGGUUGGAUCUCUCUUCCAACAAGCUGACGGGGAAAAUUCCUGAUGAAUUGGUAUCUUUGAUACAACUCUCUGUAUUGAAUCUUUCAAAUAAUCUACUUGUCGGGCACAUACCACAAGGCAAUCAGUUCAACACUUUUGGAAAUGAUUCUUAUGAAGGAAACCUUGGACUGUGUGGAUUUCCAUUAUCAAAAUCUUGUAAUGGAAUUGGGACACCGCCAACCUCCUUCCAAGAAAAAGCUGAGUUCUGGAGAUUUGGCUGGAGAGUUGUGGUGUUAGGCUACGGAUGUGGAGUUGUUUUUGGACUGCUGAUGGGAUAUCACGUCUUCCGAACAGGAAAACCAAAAUGUGGAGCUUAUAUGAGAUCGUUAAGUGAAGAAAACAAUGAUCUGGAUGGUGACCACGGUGACGUUUUCGGCCUGGAUUUGGAGUCUCUGAAGAUUUUGCUGAAGCGGGGAGUCUUUAAUGGGGCAAUGCUUUGUUGUCUUUUGGUUUUCGCGUGCAAGAGAGGGCUUGUGGUGGAGGGAGUGGUGAAUGCAGGGUACGGAGUGAUUGAGCAGUGGGCAUUGUUGUUGAGAAAUGCGUGGCCUAAGGGAACUACUCUUGAUACGAUUCAACAAAGUAAUGAGACUAAAAAUCCAAGUUUAGGUGAAGCCAACAACCAAUUAACGUGUGUUAUGAAGUUUGGACGCUCAUCCGUGACCUCUGCUGAGAGGAUCAGAGAUGUUGCAGCAGUUAUCCUCAGCUUCCCCAAUGACAGGCCAGUGAUUGUUCUCUCUGCUGUGGGAAACACAACAAAUAAUUUUUUGUUGGCAGGAGAGAAGGCUGUUAGCCGUGGAAUCACUAAUGUGGAAACCAUGAAUGAGUUUAGUUUCAUAAAGGACCUGCAUCUUUGGACAGCUGGAAAGAUUGGAACAGCUUCUAAAGGGAAUUGCUAUGAUGAAAGAGUUAACCCUACGAAUGCAAGACUACUUACUAUGGCAAAAAGGUUAAAUGAUGAUUGGCUCAGUGAUCCUGCAAUUCUGGUUGUCACUGGUUUCCUCACUUUACUGGGAAAGGACUGGAGAUCUUCUGCAAUUACUACAUUAGGUAGGGGUGGUAGUGAUUUGACAGUGACAACUAUUGGGAAAGCAUUGGGCUUGCGAGAGAUUCAGGUAUGGAAGGAUGUUGACGGUGUCUUGACCUGUGAUCCUAAUAUAAACCUUCGUGCAGAACCUGUCCCCUAUUUGACGUUUAAAGAAGCAGCUGAACUUUCUUACUGUGGUGCUAAGGUCCUGCAUCCACUAUCCAUGAGACCAGAUAUGGAAGGUGAUAUUCCCGUGAAGAUUAAGAAUUCUUACAACCCUACUGCACCGGGAACUCUUAUCAAAAGAGAUAGAGAUAUGAUGCUUACUAGCAUUGUUUUGAAAAGGAAUGUUACAAUGUUGGAUAUCGUCAGCACUCGCAUGCUUGGUCAAUAUGGCUUCCUGGCAAAGGUAUUUUCAAUCUUUGAAGAUCUGGGCAUCUCACUGGAUGUUGUAGCUACCAGUGAAGAACUCAACCAUCUUGUCGAGGAACUCAAGAAAAUUGCAGUUGUCAAUCUGCUUUCAGCACCGAUGCAUUAUUCCUCUAACUGGAAAUGUCCAGAGGCGUUCUGCGUUCUUCGGACAAAUGGAGUUAGUGUUCAGAUGAUCUCUCAGGGUGCAUCUAAGGUUAACAUAUCAUUGAUUGUGAACGACAAUGAAGCAGAGCAGUGUGUUAGGGCUCUACACACAGCAUUCUUUGAAAGUGAUACAUCAGAAGCUGCAGCGUGAAAAUAUGUAGGGCAUAUCGGCCCUCCUUUAAUUGUUGUAAAUGUAUCAUUGUUCAUGAGAUGUUGCAAGGUUAUACAUUGAUUAUCCCAAUUAUUGUUCAUGAGAUGGGUUCGGGUUCAGUUAGCCAUCAAUCAAUCAAACUGAGCUCC